UUAGUGGACUAUGGGAACAGAAAAAGUGCAUAAAAAAGGCUCUACGUAGUACUCUUCAUACUGUUAAAUAUCGUCUCUCAUUGUUCGUGUUUGCUUGCUAAUUUCAGAAUGGACGCCGUAGAGGAAAUCAGUAAGGCCAGAUACAUAGCGACUGAACCCAUCAAUUUUCUUAUUUUGGCAAUUCAAGGGAUGCUCACUACCCUCCGUACACUUUACUUUCGAGAGACUCUCGCCAGUGAUUAUGAGUACAACUUGCUUCCUCAACAAGAUGGCAAUUGCUCACUUCCGAACGUGUCCAACCCCCUUGAAGUCCAGAUCAACUCUGAGACAGCACUGUGGGUUAUGUGGUUAGCAAGCAUCUCGACCUUCAUACCCAUCCUUACUGCAUCUGUUCUGGUUGCUACUUCGGAUUUCAUCGGUCGGAAACCCAUUCUGAUAUUUUCAGCGACCGGUCACCUCAUUGCGUCUCUAAUCUAUCUCCUUGUUUCUGUGAUGAGGCUGCCCCUUGCCGUGACCUUCCUCGCAGCCAUAACGUUAGGAGUCUGUGGUGACACAUCGGCAGCAAUUACUGUCUGUACUGCUUACAUUGCGGACUCUACAAGUGGUAAUACCCGCACACAGAGAUUAGUUUUACAAUCACUCGCCGUAUAUGCAGGAUGGGGUUGUGGCCAGGCUGUUGGUGGUGUGCUUCUACGGUACCUCGGUAACUUCCCCGUGUGUUUCGCAGUGCCGGUAGCACUAUCCGUCAUCAAUCUAGCGUACACAGUAUGUCCAGGGGUACUCCUUGAGACGAUGCCCCCUCGAGAGCAUUUCAAUGCCAAGGAAGUCCUCUGCAAAAGUUUCAAGAACCUCCGAGGCAUCUUCAGCAGGAGGAUGUCGGAGGAAAGAUGGACGGUGUGGUGUCUGAUCACCAUAGUUUGCCUACAAAAUCUCGUAAUUGAGAGUCUUCACGAUAUUAUCAUCAUCUAUGGUCUUGGAAGCCCAUUUUGUUGGACAGCUGAUAUCGUAGGCUACUAUUCUGCUGCUGUCUCUCUCUUUCCUGCAGGAGUUGCAUCGCUCAUUGUGAGGCCACUACUGAGGUGCUUUUCGGAAUACUGGCUCAUCCAUUUUUCGCUCAUUUCUGCUAUCGCCCAAAAAGUGACGUCAGCAUUGGCACAGAAUACAGUUCAGCUAGCCAUCAUUGCAACUGUCGUCAGCUUUAUGAGAACCACUGCUUCACCUGUUUGCAAGGAUCUCAUUUCCAGAGCGGUUUCAAAGAGAGAGCAUGGAAUGUAUUUCGCCUUGUUAUCCUUUGCUACGAGUCUAAUGGCUGUCUGUUCACCCUUUCUCGUCAAUGGACUAUUCGCAUACACGAAUAAGAUUGGCUUCCCUCAAAUCACAUUUUAUGUGACUUCAGUUAUCCUACUUAUCCCUAUGACAUUGAAUGGAAUAAUGCAGUAUUACGUUCAGAAGACACAGAGGGAAAUGGAGUCGCCACAAAACGACGACCAUCUACGUCUUGAACCUCGUGAAGACGAACAUUUACUUUUGCCUCGAAGCAAUGCCAAUCAACAUUAAGCGAAUAAGUACCAGUAAUAUCAAUACUUGAUUAUAAAGUAUCUCAAAAUAUAGUGACUAAUAUAGUUACGAUAUAACGUAGUUGCUAGGAGUGCUCUCCUACACCCCGACAUAAUUGUGACUUCUAACGAUAUGACCUUUAAAAUUAGUGACUAAUACACGACAUACCAUAAUAAAUUUAUGUAUUUACUGGGGUCCUCCAGAACGCCCCCUCCUCACGUUGUAAGAUUUGUAUAUGUAUAUGUAAGUACAUAAUGUUAGAAAAGCAGCCGUUCAAAUGAACAAUUUGAUCGAACCGAAUUGAGGCAAAAUGAAGCUGAAUAUAUUUUGUCAGUCUUGUAGUUUAAAGGACGGCACCCUAUACAAAAAAUCUCAAAAUAAAAGCUUCAUCGGUUGAAUGUGGCAUCCAAAAACCAGGGCGCCCCGCAAGAAAAGUAUGAUCGGGUACAGGAUAGGUAGACAACCUGGUUUGGACAAUUGUGACACUUAAGAGUGGUAAUCGGUCAAAAUGUUCAUUAUUCUGUUUAUAGCAAGGCAGUCAGUAGACAUUCAUUUUAUUUACAUUGUAUUGGUAUGUAAAUAAACAGCAUAUCCUUUAACAAGAACAUUUUUUAAAGCAUAUCAAAGAAAAUCUAAAUAAUAUUAUAAUUCAAUUGGCAACAAUGCUCCAAAAUGAUGAAAAGGAAAAUAUGCAUUUCAGAUUAAUUAAUGAACUACAGUUAUCAUUAUGCUUCCCCAUAAUAUCCUGUCUUUUAUUAUUGAUAGCAUUGUAUCACAAAUACCCCAGCUAUUGAUAGUAAUAUACUGUGCUAGUAAUAUACUCCACUAGUACAACUACCGACUUUGGGGUUAUGACUGUUGUAAAUAAAGUUUAUUGUGUGUACAGUAAGAAGUGGAAGAAAGGUUUCCAUUUAAUUAUUUACUCUGCGUACUCGGACCAUAACACACUAUGAAACCGUGAAUAAGAAGUAUGCACUUUUAUUUAUAUAGGACAGCAUAGAUAUGUAUCGUUCUUUACUGCAUGUUUCUAUUCAUAAUGCUCAAUUGUAAAUCAUCUAUAGUUUUCUUUUUAAUAUAUUUUUUUAAAAACCAUUAUGAUAUCAAAAAGAAUGUUGUUUUCAUGGGGAUUUAGUAAUUCCGAUAUUAGUGAAACUUGUAACUGUAGAGAAGAUUUAUUUCAUGUUUUUUAAAUGUGAAAUGAACUUUUAUGGAAAUGAUAAAGCAUGCCUAUAAUGUAGAUUUUGAUUUUAAUAUAGGCUUAGGCCUUUUGUUAAAAACCAAUUUGGAAAAAAAUAUUGAUGAUAUUGUUACAAUUGCCUUUUGGAGCUAAUAUAAAAUGAUAAUUUUGAGAAACGAAAUAGAAAAAGAUGAAAGGAUAAAAAAAAAAUCAUGGUAUAUAUUAUUUUGAAAGAAGUUAAGAUUCGUUUGGACAUUAACGCAGCUCUGUCAAAAUAAGAGAAGCGAAAAUUUAUAAUUUACCUGAAUUCAUAGAAAUGUAUGUGUCAAUUAUUAUAGUGGUUGUGUUAAACAAAAAUAUAUGUGAGUUUGAUUAUUUUGUUGAAAUAAAAACACCUGUUAAGGGUGAAAGAAAAGAAUGAUUAGAGCCAUGAAGAAAACGAAUGAAAAAAAA
Molecule: messenger RNA, 3187 nt
Organism: Strongylocentrotus purpuratus (purple sea urchin)
Lineage: Eukaryota; Metazoa; Echinodermata; Echinoidea; Camarodonta; Strongylocentrotidae
Product: proton-coupled folate transporter-like
Exons: 5
Coding region: 109-1557 (482 amino acids)
Biological process (GO): transmembrane transport
Cellular component (GO): plasma membrane
Molecular function (GO): transmembrane transporter activity
Source: RefSeq, a predicted model, not a curated record